AUGGAUCAUGAGAUAUUGCCUACUAAAGUUAAAAUUGCUUUUAUUCAUAGUGGCUUGAGUCAAGGUUGCCUCAGGUGUGGUGCCGAGUUUGAGACUCUAGUCCAUGCCCUUAAAGACUGCCCGGACUCAAGAGCCACCCUUAUGAUUGGCAAUUUGGAUAGCAGCAUUCUUACUAAGGAGUACGAUAGGGGUUUUGAAUGGUUGGAAGAUAUGAUAAGAAUUCUUAACAAAAAAGUGAUGGCAGACUUCAUGACCAUCUUGUGGAAUUGUUGGAACAACAGAAACAAUAGAGUUUUCAGGGGUAAAGAAGAUAAGGCGAUGGAUGUAUGGAAUAAGGCAUGUGUGCAUAGCAAUGAUUUUCAAACCCAUAACCGGUUAAAUGUGCCUAUUUUAUCUACCCAAAUCAUUGAUAGAAAAUGGGUCAAACCCCUGAAAAACUGCAGUAAAAUUAAUUUUGAUGCGUCUAUUGGGAACAACAGAACUGGUUUUGGGGUUAUUGUAAGGGAUGAUGAUGGCUUUUUUUGGGUGGAGAUGGUGGCUUCAAAGAUGUACAGCUUUCAGAUAAGGAGGUUGAAUGGGUAG
Molecule: messenger RNA, 582 nt
Organism: Gossypium arboreum
Lineage: Eukaryota; Viridiplantae; Streptophyta; Magnoliopsida; Malvales; Malvaceae
Exons: 1
Coding region: 1-582 (193 amino acids)
Source: RefSeq, a predicted model, not a curated record